Messenger RNA from Spinacia oleracea (spinach), 2556 nucleotides. RefSeq names its product protein FAR1-RELATED SEQUENCE 5-like. Bases 1 to 2556 code for a protein of 851 amino acids. NCBI's taxonomy places the organism in Eukaryota, Viridiplantae, Streptophyta, Magnoliopsida, Caryophyllales, Amaranthaceae. The record is from RefSeq and is a predicted model, not a curated record. The transcript has 8 exons.
AUGGUAACUCCAAGAAGUUCUUGUGCUUAUGAAAUCACCCUUGCAUAUUCUGGUUGUAUUCUCAUACAAGAUGGGGGUGAUGGUUUCAAAACCCCCUCCAAGAAAUUGGUAUUGACUGCCUAUGGGGAGGAAGAGGAAGUUCCUGAAGUGAAGGAGGGUAUGGUUUUUCCCGAUUGGGAGGCAAUUGAUGUUCAAUUGAAGGCUUAUGGUAGGCAAAAGGGUUUUUGUUUUGUCCGUCGUUGUGGUUCGCCGAAGAAAUGUACUAGCAGUACUUUGUCACGGGAUGGGAAGCGGAAGGUUAGUGGUGUUUUUGGUUCAUCUGAUAUCCAGGUUCAUGUUGGUAGUGGGGUACGCAAGUCUAAGAAAUGUGAAUGUCCCGUACAUGUGUUUUCUAGUGUUAAUGAGAUAGGGCAGUGGGUUAUACGUAGGUCAGUCAUGGGACACGCAAAUCAUCACCCAACCCCGGGUAAGUCCCGAACAAUUGCUUCGUUCUUGAAGAAGUUCAUUGAAGAUAAUCCCCAUGUAAGUCGGGAAUUUGAGAUUUGUAGGAAAUCUGGCCUGGGGACUAAUCAAGUAUAUAAUUUGAUGUCAACGCGAAGGAAUGGUAAAGCGCACAUGCCCUUUUCCCAGAAGGAUAUUCAUGAUUACCUUGCCAAAAGGAAAAAGGAAAAGACGAAAGGCGGUGAUGCAAGGGCGAUGUUUUCUUACUUUGAGAAGAUGAAGGAAGAUAAUUCAGAUUUUUUUCAUGUCUUUAGGCAAGCUGAUGGUGGUAGUUUGCAAGAUGUUUUUUGGGUAGAUGCUCAUAUUAGAGCGACGUAUGAGGAGUUUGGUGAUGUUGUGUGCUUUGACACUACCUAUUUGACCAAUCAAUACAAAAUGCCAUUUGCGAAUUUUGUAGGUGUAAACCAUCAUGGGCAAAGCAUAUUACUUGGUUGUGCGUUGGUUUCUCGCGAGAAUGCCGACACCUUUGAGUGGAUAUUUAGUCAUUGGUUGGAGUGUAUGGGAGGCAAAGCCCCAAUAGGGAUAUUGACCGAUCAGGAUGCCGCGAUGAGGAAAGCAUUACGGUCAACCAUGAGUGAAACAAUUCAUAGGUGGUGUCUAUGGCACAUUGCGCAGAAGUUUUGUAGGAAGAUAGGAAAGAAUGAGGAGUACCUAGAUUUGAAGGAAGACUUGGAGCAUGCAAUUUAUGACAGUCUCGAUGGUGAUGAAUUUGAAAUGAAUUGGGCAACCGUGAUGGAACGCUACAACUUGUCAGAGAGUGAAUCCGAUUGGCUUGAAGAUAUGUACAAGGAAAGGAUUAUGUGGGUCCCUGCCUACCUGAAGCAUUUAUUUUGGGCCGGAAUGAAGACGACACAACGGGUUGAAAGCAUAAAUAGUUUCUUUGACUGUUAUGUUGAUAAACAUACUGCUUUGUAUGAGUUUGCUAAGUCUUACUGCGAAGCAAUGGAGGGAAGAGAAAAUGCGGAAAGUAAGGCUGAUGAAAGUACGGCGAGAAAUAUAAGGCAAAUUCUUACUGGAUUUCCAAUUGAAGAAGUGUUCCAGAAAUGUUAUACUGAUGCUAAGUUUAAUGAGGUUCAAAGAGAGUGUACUAAAAUGCUGUAUGUGAAUUGUGUUAGAAGGAAGAUGUUGGAUGAUGCUCUGGAGGAGUAUGAGCUUGAGGAUAGGGUGUGGGUAAAACCUAAAUACUCUAGGAAGGAGAUCCUAACGAAACGUAAGAUAAAGCACAUGAUGCUCUUGUUUGGUUUAAACAACCAAACAGAAGUUCCCGAAAAAUAUAUACUUCGGCGUUGGAGGAAAGAUGUUGAACGGAAAUAUACUAAGGUGAAGGUGAUGUACCAUGACCCCUUGAAGACAGAGGCUGUUUGCAGGUAUGAUAAGUUGCAAGUGUUGUUUGAUCCCAUUUGUAAGAAGGCUUCCAGUUACAAAGAAACUGUUGACAUAGUUGUAGAGAUAUUUCAGUUGUUGGAUAUUCGGUUGGAUGAGAAGAUAUCCAUGCUUGACAGGCAGAAUGAUGUUACCCAAAGUGAGGAGUUGAUGUUGGGAACACCAUCUUCUGUAUGUCUAGAGAAGGUCUUUGAUUCUCCACUUAGAACUGAACAUGAAGGUAGUUGUGUUGGUGGUGAAAGUGUUCCUAGGAGUGUAGAGUAUCAGGGUCUUGAUUCCGGAAGUAAUGAUGGAUAUGGUUUUCCGUCUGGUAGCGUAGAUGGGGUUACUCCCCUGUUGGAUCCCUUUAAGCCUCCUGCACCUGAUCAUAGGACUACUAGCUACAGGUUCAGGUCAUGUACCGAGUAUCCAAAGAGACCUCCAAUGAAAGAACAGAUGAACCUGAACUGUGAUUAUUGUAACAAAGAUGUGACUCAAACUGAUGUUGCUGCUGCUGCUGCUGCUGAUGAUGAUGAUGAUGCUACUCAAAUUGAUCAGGGUCCGUCUUAUCCAGCCUCGGAGAAGCCGACUUCGAGGAAGGCAGCAGCUCCGAGGAAGCCAGCAGCCCCAAGGAAGCCUGCUGCUCCAAGGAAGCCGGCUUCUCCAAGGAAGGGCAAGAAGGCCUUGGAAUAG